CUUACACGUUCCCCUUGUAUCUUUAUCGCCUUACAAUUAUUCAACAUCUUCAACAAAUCGCCGUCGAACGCGUCUCAUCAAACCGCGAUUCGUCAGGAACUAAUACCCUGGUAAAUCUAGUAAAUCUAGUGAAUCCAAUCGCCCUGUCCUUUUCGUCAAGUAAACGACCAUGUCCGAACGAAAAGUACUCACCAAAUACUACCCCCCUGACUUCGAUCCUAGCCAGAUCAAGAGAGUCAAGGGGCCGAAAAAUGCCGGUCCGAAAGUUCAGACUGUCCGUCUGGCAGCACCAUUUUCUAUGAAAUGUACUACGUGCGGAGAGUACAUCUACAAAGGGAGAAAGUUUAACGCGCGAAAAGAGACGCCAGUGGAUGAGAAAUAUCUCGGCAUUCAGAUCUUCAGAUUUUACAUCCGGUGUACGAGAUGUAGUGGACAAAUCACAUUCAAGACAGAUCCCAAGAAUCAAGACUAUGCCUGCGAAAGUGGAGCAAAGCGGAGCACAGAGCCAUGGCGGGUAGGACGCGAUGAGACAGACGAGGAGCGGCUGGAUAGGUUAGAAAAAGAAGAGGAGGAGCGCAACGCCAUGGUGGAGCUCGAGGCCAAAACAGUAGACGCAAAGCGUGAAAUGGCGGUUGCGGACGCGCUCGACGAGAUCCGCACACGGAACGCCCGACUGGAGCGCGCGAACCAGGAAGGCGUAGAGGUGGGCGUCGCACUGCCCAUCGACACCGAAGCCGAGCGGCAAGAGAGGGAAGACGCGGAGGCGGCGAGGAGAGCUUUUGAGUUUGCGAGACAGGUCGAUAAAAUGACGGAAGACGUUAUAGAGGAGGAAAUGGAUGACGUGGCGCCUGCUUCGUCGUCGGCAAUAGCGUCUGGGAGUAGCGGCAGCAGCACUCCUCAGCCCCAGCCCCAGCUUUCGACGACGACGGCGUCGGCGUCAGUAUCAGUGUCAGUGUCAGCGUCAUCCCCAAGUGCAGACAUGCCACCACCACCGUCGUUCAAGCGGGUGGUGAAGAAGAAAAAGGAUCAUUCGGCAGCACUCGGGAUUAAGAGGAAGGCGCCUCUUGUGUAAACGGGGUCGAUAGCUAUAAUAGCACCCAAUUAUGAGCAAAUCGGAUUCACGGCAUGGCAUACAUAGCAUAGCAUUAGGUAGCGAAAGAUAUUAUUUUAUUGGCCUGGUUUAUUAACGACAUGGCCGGGGCCGCGCGGGCCAUCGUUCAAUAAUAAUAAUAGUAGGUAAAAAUAGCUACAUACAAGCAUUUCCUAACGCUAGCAAACAUGCCAGUUAACGAAUAUCCCCAUGCAUCGGCAACCCGCGGAGAUCAACAUAAACAUAUACCAGCAUAUAACAUAUGAAUGAUGGAGAAGUCCCCGCGUCCCUAUCGAAUCCCUGUUCCGCCCGACCCGACAUACAUUCGCCAAAGACGAAUGAGAAGUCCAUCUUUAUACAUCAGGUACUCAGGUAGUAAUGCUGUGUGAAGGGAAAAGAAGGAAGGCUUUCCCCCUAACCGCGGGCUAUCAUUAAAAACAACA
This is a messenger RNA of Daldinia caldariorum, 1533 nucleotides long. Its product is annotated as DUF572-domain-containing protein. Gene Ontology annotation, biological process: mRNA splicing, via spliceosome. Bases 170 to 1072 code for a protein of 300 amino acids. Gene Ontology annotation, cellular component: U2-type catalytic step 1 spliceosome. The transcript is spliced from 6 exons. Lineage: Eukaryota; Fungi; Ascomycota; Sordariomycetes; Xylariales; Hypoxylaceae. The record is from RefSeq and is a predicted model, not a curated record.